AUGAGUCACGUAUCUGGCAGUUUUCCCUCUGGCACAGCUAGGUACAGCCUUCUCCUGCAUACCUUUUUGGUGACACAGGUGCUCGGGGCCCCUCCUCGUAGCAUUUUGGUUUGGGGCCGUGGUCGCCGUCGCCGUCGCCAUGGUCCAUCCCACCUCAAAACCAAGGCUCCUCCGUGGGGCUGGUCCUUGUCUGCCUUUGGUUUCCAUCCUGGCCUCAAGGGUGACGUGCAGGUGAAAGGUACCUAA
Messenger RNA from Colletotrichum paranaense, 246 nucleotides. RefSeq lists its product as uncharacterized. The coding region runs from base 1 to 246 and encodes 81 amino acids. The record is from RefSeq and is a predicted model, not a curated record. Lineage: Eukaryota; Fungi; Ascomycota; Sordariomycetes; Glomerellales; Glomerellaceae. The transcript has 2 exons.